AUGUCUCCUCCAUGGUUUGAUGGCCUUCGACAAAAUUCAUCUCGAACGCGGGACACACUGGUGGGCCAAGUGGGAGUAGUGUCUCAUGUUCCUGAUGAGAUAUUGAAGAACAUUCUCUCCGAAGCAGACCAGUUCGACGCCCGACGACCAUUAUGGAUGGGCCUCAGACGUAGUGAUGAAACACAGCUGAACGUCACGUCUUCGCCCAGUAACGAACAAUGGGUAUGGAAAUACAUUCAAACUUUGCCUCUAGAAGAUCCAGAGUAUCGACGAACUCUAACAGCAGUUGAAAUCAACGACAUAUGGUGGAAAGCAUUUUCGCCAAUGGCCCAAGGUCAAACACCGUCGGCAAAGGGACUACUUUCAAUACUACUGCUUGCGUGUAGUGGUCUCGGAUCAGUAGUACAUACAGGGGCCGCACCUAUAGAGAUCAACCACUUGAAGGUCGUAUCGUAUUUGAUUCUCUCAAGUCGAGAAGCUUUGGAGUGCGACUUCCCCCACGGUGCUGUUCACGGAGAUGUUCGAAUGGGCUUUUCGACACGUCAUUAUCUUCGUAUGCAUCUCAACAGAAAACGCCUUCUCGUCAACGUAGUGGAAGCAAAGGGGGAGAACGGUGAAUUGUACUACCCGACCUUCCUGCUGGAUACGAAUACCUGGUCAUUGUACAUUUACUUCGCAGCAGGUCCAGGAAGUGUCAGAAACGAAAUCGUCAAGCUUGUAGCAGUGGCAGUACGGCAGAUGUUGGCGUGGGCGGGAUUCAGACCAACAAUCAAUUACUACGCGCCGCCAAUAACGACAGUAUACGCAAACGACGUUUUUGGGCACGCCAUGAUCGACGUCUUUAUGAUUUUCCUCACACUCCGAGGGUGGGUUGGACUCGACUACAAGUCUGUGAUGAGGGGCCGGCCUACUGAACCAGGCAUCAAGGCAGACCUGGAGAAGAGCUUCAUCAUCCCACAACGCGACUGGACGCUUGGAGAGUUCUGGGGCAGCUCGCGUACCGACGGCAAACAGCCAAUCGGGCCAUACAUGGGGAUGGAAUCGAGGAGUGCCUAG
Messenger RNA from Fusarium graminearum PH-1, 1056 nucleotides. RefSeq lists its product as uncharacterized. NCBI's taxonomy places the organism in Eukaryota, Fungi, Ascomycota, Sordariomycetes, Hypocreales, Nectriaceae. The record is from RefSeq and is a predicted model, not a curated record. Bases 1 to 1056 code for a protein of 351 amino acids. The transcript has a single exon.